This is a messenger RNA of Adineta steineri, 927 nucleotides long. Lineage: Eukaryota; Metazoa; Rotifera; Eurotatoria; Adinetida; Adinetidae. The record is from the annotation of a GenBank genome assembly.
AUGACUAUUGAAAAAGAUGUACAUGAAAUGGUUGCUAAUAAUAAUGAUAAAAAAAAUCAUGAAGAAAAACAAUAUCUUAAUUUAGUUCGAGAAAUUAUUGAUAAAGGUCUGGAAAAAUCUGAUCGAACAGGUACUGGUACACGUUCUAUAUUUGGCCCAUCAAAUAUGCGUUUUAAUUUACGGAAUGGAUGUUUUCCAUUAUUAACAACAAAACGUGUUUUUUGGCGUGGCGUUGUUGAAGAACUCUUAUGGAUAAUUAGUGGAAAAACAGAUGCAAAAAUUCUUGAUGGAAAAAAUGUAAAAAUAUGGAAUGAUAAUGGUACAAGAGAUUUUCUUGAUAAACUUGGUUUUACACAACGUGAAGAAGGAGAUCUAGGACCUGUUUAUGGUUUUCAAUGGCGUCAUUGUGGUGCAAAAUAUAUCGAUUGUAAAACUGACUAUACAGGUCAAGGUGUUGAUCAACUCGCUCAACUUAUUCAUAUGAUUAAAACUGAUCCAAAUUCACGUCGUCUUCUUCUAUGUGCAUGGAAUGUAAGUCAAUUACCUGAAAUGGCUUUACCACCAUGUCAUGUCUUAUGUCAAUUUAAUGUAUCACCAUCAAAUGAAUUAUCUUGUCUUAUGUAUCAACGUUCAUGUGAUUUAGGUCUUGGUGUUCCAUUUAAUAUUGCAUCUUAUUCUUUACUUACUUAUAUGAUUGCACAUGUAUGUAAUUUAACACCAGGUGAUUUUAUUUAUUCGAUGGGUGAUGCACAUGUGUAUCUUAAUCAUAUUGAACCAUUACGUGAACAAAUGGAACGAGAACCACAUUCAUUUCCAACAUUAACAAUUACUAAUAAGCGAACAUCAAUAGAUGAUUUUAAUAUUGAUGAUUUCAAACUUGAUAAUUAUUUACCAUAUGGUCCAAUUAAAAUGCAAAUGGCUGUAUAA